Symsagittifera roscoffensis is the source of this 558-nucleotide messenger RNA. RefSeq names its product ran guanine nucleotide release factor-like. Gene Ontology annotation, cellular component: nucleus. Gene Ontology annotation, molecular function: guanyl-nucleotide exchange factor activity; small GTPase binding. The record is from RefSeq and is a predicted model, not a curated record. The transcript has a single exon. Gene Ontology annotation, biological process: protein import into nucleus. NCBI's taxonomy places the organism in Eukaryota, Metazoa, Xenacoelomorpha, Acoela, Convolutidae. Bases 1 to 558 code for a protein of 185 amino acids.
AUGGCACUUCUAUUCAAAGAACAAGGACUCUUUGGAGGUGCGCUCAAGUGUUCUUUUCCUCAAAACUUUUACGAUGCCAGUGAUGUCAGGCCAGUUCCAGACAAUCAAGAAGUGUUUAUGAACAAACAAUGCAACCAAAACAUCAUUUUUGACAUUCUUGAAAGUCCAGCAGCUCAAAAUGACUUAAACGAGCAUCCGGCUACUUUUCAUUUCAAAGAACUUGUUGAGGACCACGAACUGGGAGAUAUUUCGGACGGAAUUGAGGACACCGACUUGUUUCAAAUAGACCCUGAAAACUUCACUAAAGAAUGUAUCGUUGAAAUAUCAACUGUUCGAGGUGUGAAAAAAAGAACACACAGGGACGGAUCUCUUGAAAACAUAAGACUGACCGUCGUUGUAUUUCGUAUCUUGAUUCACAAGACAGACAUUGUGGUUACAUUCAAUGAUUCAGAAUUCGAGAAGGACGGCGAAAGUGAUCAGAAGUGGUCGGGGGAUAAUUUUGUGACCAUUUUGAGAUCUCUCAAACUGAUUGACUCUUCGUUGUUUGUUGAUGAGUAG